AAUGUCAUAUAGUUAUCUAUUCAAAUUCAUUCUUAUUGGUGAUACAGGUAUUGAAAAUCAAAUAAUUGUGUAGGAGUUGGAAAAUCUUGUCUUUUAUUGUAGUUUAUCGAUAAAAGAUUUAGAUAAAAACAUGAGGUCACUAUUGGUGUAGAAUUUGGAGCAAAACUAAUUGAAUUAGAUGGAUUAAAUAUAAAGUUAUAGAUAUGGGACACUGUAUUCUUAUUAAGUUAUAAUAGGCUGGACAAGAAUCUUUUAGAUCAAUAACUAGAUCAUAUUAUAGAUCUGCUGCAGGUGCUAUUGUAGUUUAUGAUAUUACAAAAAGAGAGAGUUAUGAAAAUGUGGCUAGAUGGAUGGAAGAAGUAAAAUAGAAUGGAAAUCCAAAAUUAUCUAUGCUCUUGGUUGGUAAUAAAGGUGAUUUAGAAUCAGAGUAAAUAUAGUAUUUAAUAUGAAGACGAUAAAUUUCAUAUAAUGAAGCAUAAUAAUUUGCAAAAGAAUGUGGAAUUGACUUUUUUGAAACUAGUGCUAAAACAUCAAAUAAUGUGGAAGAGAUAUUUACUAAGAUGGCUUAAAUAAUAUUAGAAAAAAUCAAUCUAGGAUAAAUUGACCCAAAAAAUGAAAAUUUUGGAAUUAAAUUAGGUAGUGAAUAAGUGAAUUAUUCUCAUGGAAAUUAAAAUAUUACUAAUUUGGAGUAACAAUAAGAGUAUUAGCCUUAUGAAGAAAAGAAGAAAUCUAAUAUGUGUUGUUGA
Paramecium pentaurelia is the source of this 746-nucleotide messenger RNA. The record is from the annotation of a GenBank genome assembly. NCBI's taxonomy places the organism in Eukaryota, Ciliophora, Oligohymenophorea, Peniculida, Parameciidae.